Messenger RNA from Clupea harengus (Atlantic herring), 3352 nucleotides. It is a transcript of the gene epb41l5, whose product is annotated as erythrocyte membrane protein band 4.1 like 5. The transcript has 25 exons. Gene Ontology annotation, cellular component: cytoskeleton. Gene Ontology annotation, biological process: actomyosin structure organization. Bases 681 to 2732 code for a protein of 683 amino acids. Gene Ontology annotation, molecular function: cytoskeletal protein binding. The record is from RefSeq and is a predicted model, not a curated record. NCBI's taxonomy places the organism in Eukaryota, Metazoa, Chordata, Actinopteri, Clupeiformes, Clupeidae.
CCAGCAACCAAUUGUCUAUAGGCCUUAACAGACCGGGGGCGUUUUUUCGUUCGAUUAAUUCGCAGGUCGGUAUGAUUUUUCGAACAGUUUUUCUUUUGUCGCGAGUACUUUCACUCAUACUGCGAUUAUAACACAGCGAAAAGUCGAUGCACAUAUUUUCUUUGGAACGAGUUGGAUUUUUUCCCGAGCUUAAUAAAACGCAUCAACCAAUCACGUUGUGCAUAACGGACCUCACGUCACAACAACAAUGGCGGACCUGUUGAUUGUUUGUGUUUCUCACAACCCUGCAUCAUAUCACAAAGGGCAUGCAUGCGUUUCAAUCGAAUGUUAGACGUGAUAAUGCUGACGUUGUGUUGUUGCAAAACGCCCAAGCAAAGUUUCUUAUUAUUUCUACCAUCGCAGUUUUGUCUCGGUUGGCCAAGCGCAAUGUAAGGACGUGUUGCUGUAAUAGAAAAAGUCUAAAAAAGUAAAUAACACUAGCAACUCUAGCAAUCUAAUUUUCUAGUUCGUCAUGUCUACAAUAGGCCUACGUUGUGCUCCAUAAACGAAAUAAGAGUGGACUUAACUUUGUGAUACGUGGAUAACUUUCAGUGGUCCAUAAAGGGAAGAAGGUUGACUGUCCCGAUACAAACAUAUUGGAUGAGACACAGGCAAAAAGCUAAGGACUCGGUGCCGUUACAAUGUUGAGUUUCCUCCGCCGGACCCUGGGCCGGCGGUCCAUCCGCAAGCAUACUGAAAAGAGCAGAUUCAGGGAAGCCCAGCGGGCCACCACUCACAUUCCAGCAGCAGGCGAAGCUAAGUCCGUUAUCACCUGCCGAGUGUCAUUACUGGACGGAACAGAUGUCAGUGUUGAUCUGCCGAAAAAAGCAACCGGUGAGGAGCUGUUUGACCAAAUCAUGUAUCAUCUGGACAUCGUGGAAAAGGAUUACUUUGGGCUGCGGUUCAUGGACUCUGCACAAGUGGCGCACUGGCUGGAUGUCACAAAAGGCAUUAAAAAACAAGUCAAAAUUGGACCACCGUACUGUUUGCACAUGAGAGUGAAGUUCUACUCUUCGGAGCCCAACAACCUACACGAGGAAUUAACUCGAUACCUCUUUGUUCUGCAGCUGAAGCAAGAUGUACUUGGUGGCAGGUUGGAAUGUCCUUUUGACACGGCUGUGGAGUUAGCUGCUUUCUCUUUGCAAGCUGAGUUGGGUGACUGUGACCCAGCAGACCACCCUUUGGACUUGGUGUCAGAAUUCCGUUUUGCCCCGGAGCAGACCGAAGACAUGGAGCUGGCUAUUUACAAUCACUGGAAGGACUGCAGGGGGCAGAUGCCAGCGCAAGCUGAGAUUAACUAUCUGAACAAAGCCAAAUGGCUGGAGAUGUAUGGUGUGGAUAUGCACAGAGUUAAGGCUCGAGAUGGCAAUGAAUACAGUUUAGGGCUUACCCCCACUGGGGUUUUGGUGUUUGAAGGUGAAGCCAAGAUAGGCCUUUUUUUUUGGCCGAAGAUAACUCGGCUGGACUUCAAGAAAAACAAGUUAACUCUUGUGGUUGUAGAAGAUGAUGAACAGGGAAAAGAACAGGAACAUACAUUUGUGUUCCGUAUGGAUCACCCCAAGGCUUGUAAGCACCUGUGGAAGUGUGCGGUUGAACACCACGCGUUCUUCCGCCUGAGAGGGCCUGUGCAGAAGGGGUCCGCCCGCUCAGGCUUUAUUCGGAUGGGUUCUCGAUUUCGCUACAGCGGAAAGACAGAAUACCAGACUACUAAGGGCAAUAAAGCUCGGAGAUCAGCCUCUUUUGAGCGUAGACCAAGCCGACGCUACUCACGGAGGACCAUGCAGAAUCUGGCUCCUAGGAAAAUGCUAAACCCAUUCAAUAAUGGCUACUCUUACUCUCACCCAUGUGUCCCUAGCCCAUUCAAUAAUGGCUUAAGCCCAAGCAAAGACAGAAAGUCCGGUCCUUCCUGGAUGGCCAUACCAGUUGUGACAGGCUCACCUGAAACCCUCCCCAAACUUCCAUGUGAUGAUCAAUCAGACAAGAAGAGCCCACUGCCAACAAUCAACAAGCUACAGUCAAUUGACCUGGUGGAAACACACCUUAAUGAGGCCAAGGAGCCCAUGGGCACGGCCAGCCAAACAGAGGAGGCAGGUUCAAGUAUGGUCAUGGAGGAGUGUCUUUCCUUUACAGACACAAGUGCAUGCCUGAAGCAAUCGGACAUAGAAAGAGUUCCACACUCUGCUCCCGCUCAGGUUGCCAUGGCAACCAUGAGUAAGACUAUGAGCACCCAGGAGGAACGUGUCAAUACAGGAACUGAAAAAAAGACGAGCCAGAGAGAGGUUUUGUCCAGGGUUGAACUUGAGACAGACAGUCUCAUUUUAUCUGACAUACAGAUGCCUUUAGAAUCUGUAAACUCUGCCCUCUUCGUGAAGGAGAAAUCGGAUGAAUGGGACAUGCAGGAAGCCACCCAGACUGAGAACUUGAUAGAUUUUACAGACUCCACUCCUGUUGUGCAGCCUAAGCCUGUGAUCUCUCCACGAUGGAUCAUCCCAACACCUGCUCCUGGCACGUUCACUAACGGGCUGAUUGGCCUCGAUUGUACAGAGAAGACAACAGUCUUGCCUGAGGCUGGGUUUCCGUUGACCACGCAAACAAAUCUGUCUUAUACCCAUGUCCAAUCCAGCAGCAUCCUAGCCCCCCAACCCAAGGAUGAUGACCACAAGCCCAAGGGACUACUAACAACGGACCUCUAAGAUCAGACCAAUCACUCAUAAAUUGACAAUUAUUUUUUCACAGCAUUUUGUUUUUGGACAAUGUCUCAGACCAUUCACAGACUAUUUGUACAUGUAGUCUGCGUUUGGCUAUUCCACUAUAUUAUUACUAUUGUCUUCACUGGUCCUUUUAUAUAUGUGCAAGUAUUUACCUCAGACCACUUCUUCCACUGUCAUUAACACUGGUGAUGCUAUGUGUAAUCUCAUUUGUCCUGUAUCUUCUGAAUCCCGUUGCCCAGAAUGUUUAGUUAACUGACAAGGUAUGAGUGAAAAAAAUAUCAAUCAUAUCAAUCAUCAAUCAUAUCAAUUUUAUGUCAUUUUUUUAAUUUUCCUUAUGUAGUUGUAUUUGCUGGAAUUCUGAUUAACUUGCAAGGUGUCAUGCAUACAAAAUGCAAAAUGCUGCACUGGUCUUGAAUUUAAUACUAAUCAUCAUACGGCAGAAAUGUACUGUUAGAGGCACCUCACAAGAAUCAGCCAUUUUCAUUGACCUUAAAAGAUUGUCCUCUUACACUGAUUACAUUGUCUUCUGAAACAAACGGCACCAAAAUAAGUCUGUGUAUUAUUCCACCUAAUUCAAUUUUAAAUAAAGUAUUUGCAUGACC